Orbicella faveolata is the source of this 455-nucleotide messenger RNA. RefSeq lists its product as uncharacterized. Gene Ontology annotation, molecular function: copper ion binding; dopamine beta-monooxygenase activity. The record is from RefSeq and is a predicted model, not a curated record. Gene Ontology annotation, biological process: dopamine catabolic process; octopamine biosynthetic process; norepinephrine biosynthetic process. Gene Ontology annotation, cellular component: secretory granule membrane. Lineage: Eukaryota; Metazoa; Cnidaria; Anthozoa; Scleractinia; Merulinidae.
AUUGGCUUUGGUUUCUCAACGGCAAUGCCACCAACCACGCCAAGAAUGAUGGGAUACGAUGUAGCUGUUGCAAUGGUCAAUGCAGCCGGAGUAGGGACUAUAUCGGACCAUCUAACCGAUGGCACGCGGGCCCCACCGCCGGAUGCUAGCCAAGACUGGACGUUAACUUAUUCCAGUGAAUACAACGGUGUAACAACGUUGAGGUUUUAUCGCAAGCUCAAUACCGCCGACGAACAAGGAGAUGUUGUUAUUGAGCUGGGAGUGCCAGUUUACCUUAUAUGGGCUUUUCAUCCUACAAGUGACAGCAUUCGAAACCAUUUGCCACCGAAUAGAGGCUUCCAAGAAGUAACGUUUGUAGCUGGCCCAACAACAGGUCAGUUGCUUUAAAAAAACCUUUACCGAGGCAACGUACAGUCCAAAGUUGGAAAAGUGGGGUUGUAAUGAAACAAAACAAC